Erigeron canadensis is the source of this 1499-nucleotide messenger RNA. RefSeq names its product UDP-glycosyltransferase 91D2-like. The record is from RefSeq and is a predicted model, not a curated record. NCBI's taxonomy places the organism in Eukaryota, Viridiplantae, Streptophyta, Magnoliopsida, Asterales, Asteraceae. Gene Ontology annotation, molecular function: UDP-glycosyltransferase activity. Bases 63 to 1499 code for a protein of 478 amino acids. The transcript has a single exon.
UUAUAAGUUGUAUAUAAAUACAAACAGAAGGCUAUUCAGAUUUUCCAAUAUCAUUUCCAUCAAUGGCUCCCACAACCGAUGACCGUAAGCAACUUCAUGUUGCCAUGUUCCCAUGGCUCGCUUUUGGUCACAUCAUCCCCUUCCUUCAACUUUCCAAAUUUAUAGCACAAAAGGGUCACAAAGUCUCGUUUCUUUUGACUACAAGAAACAUCAAACGUCUUCCCACACUCCCUUCUGAUCUCGAACCACUUAUAAAUUUAGUUCAACUCACACUUCCACAUGUUAACGAGCUACCCACUCAUGCAGAAGCCACUAUGGAUGUCCGUACAGAUGAUAUCCCUCACCUCAAGAAGGCCUUCGAUGGUCUUCGGCCACAAGUCACUCGGUUUCUUGAGAAAGAGUCUCCUGACUGGAUUAUAUAUGAUUUUGCUCCUUAUUGGUUGCCUCAAAUUGCCGCUGGCCUUGGUAUCUCACGAGCCCUUUUCUACAUUAUAAACGCAUGGUUCUUAGCUUUUUUUGGACCAUUGCCAGAGGAGGUGGUAAAUGGUUCGGAUGAUCAAAAAACGGUGGAUGAUUUCCUGACACCGCCUUCUUGGAUUCCUUUCCCGAACAGUUUAUGCUACCGCAAACAUGAAGCUAAGUGGGCGGUGAACAGUAGUUUGGUUAAUGCUUCCGGGGUUACAGAUAUGUAUCGUUCUCAGAUGGUUAUCAAGGGUUCUGAAUGUGUGUUUAUAAGAUAUUGCUAUGAAUUCGAACCACAGUGGCUAACUCUUGCAGAAGAACUAAACCACAUCCCUGUGGUUCCUGUUGGGUUACUACCACCCGAAACAGGUACUACUGCUGGAGAUGAGAAAAAUGAGACAUGGAUGACUAUCAAGAACUGGCUUGACAGUCAACAAACAGGUCAUGUUGUGUACGUGGCGUUAGGAAGUGAGGUUAUGAUGAGUAACACUCAGAUUGGUGAGUUAGCUUUGGGUUUAGAGCUUUCCGGGCUGCCAUUCUUUUGGGCGCUUAGAAAGCCAGCAGGUUCCAUUGAGUCUGAUUCGGUGGAACUACCAAAUGGGUUCAUAGAAAGAACUCGUAAUCGUGGGAUGGUUUUGAUGAGCUGGGUACCUCAGUCACAGAUAUUGAGCCAUGAGUCCGUGGGUGGUUUCUUGACUCAUUGUGGCUGGGGGUCAAUUGUGGAAGGUCUAAUGUUUGGACACCCUUUGAUAAUGUUACCGUUUUUGGUGGACCAAGGUCUAAAUGCUCGAGUGUUGGUGGAGAAACAAGUGGGAAUCGAGGUGCCACGAAAUGAGGAAGAUGGCUCGUUCACUAGGGACUUGGUAGCUAGAUCGCUCGCUUCAGUUAUUGUUGAUGAAGGGAAGAUCUACAAGGCUAAUGCUAUGGCUUGGGGUCGAAUCUUUGGUGACAAGAAACUACACAAAAAGUAUGUAGACAACUUCAUAAACUAUUUGGAAAAGCAAAGGUGUGAUGCAGGUAUAUAUCAUCGAGUGUGA